Aspergillus japonicus CBS 114.51 is the source of this 372-nucleotide messenger RNA. RefSeq lists its product as uncharacterized. The transcript has a single exon. The record is from RefSeq and is a predicted model, not a curated record. The annotation marks the transcript as partial. Lineage: Eukaryota; Fungi; Ascomycota; Eurotiomycetes; Eurotiales; Aspergillaceae.
GGGGAGGAGGGGGAGGAGGGGGAAGGUGAUGGUGAUGAGAAGGACAAGGAGGGGGAUGGGGAAGGGAAGGGGAAGGGGAAGGAUGCCGCUAAGGGUACUGCUAAGGGCACAACUAGAGGGAAGAAGGAUGUGAAGAAAGAUACAAAGGUGAAUGGAGGUAAGGACAAACAGGAGGAAGAGGAGCAGCAUGACGGGGAGAAUGAAGACGAGGAGCUUGAUGAGGAUGACGAGGAAUACCAAGAGGAAGAAGGAGAAGACGGCGAAGAUGAGGAAAACGAGGAAGACGAGGAAGAAGAAGUCGAACAACAGGUGGGCGAUGAUGAGGAAGCGGAAGGCGAUGCCCCCGACAAAAAGAAGCAAAAGACCGAGUGA